Paraphaeosphaeria sporulosa is the source of this 1501-nucleotide messenger RNA. RefSeq lists its product as uncharacterized. Gene Ontology annotation, molecular function: chitin binding. The coding region runs from base 87 to 1382 and encodes 431 amino acids. The record is from RefSeq and is a predicted model, not a curated record. Lineage: Eukaryota; Fungi; Ascomycota; Dothideomycetes; Pleosporales; Didymosphaeriaceae. The transcript is spliced from 2 exons.
UGUUGAAGCGAGCUCCACAGACGUUUAUUUGUUUGUGUCAUACAUACUCAAGCAGCCGUUAACUUUUAAUAUUUGUUCGAUUCACUAUGCCUAGUAUUGCUACCUGGGCCCUCGCGGCCUUGGCUGCUGUCCAAGUAGCACAUGCUGCACCUCAAAGAAGUGUCAGCCAUACUGCCCGUUGUGGUGCUAACUUUGGCCUCACCUGUAAGGGCAGCUCAUUCGGCAACUGUUGCUCAAAAGCUGGUUGGUGUGGGUCCAGCAAAGACUACUGCGGUGAUGGCUGCCAGUCUGGCUGGGGAACGUGCAAUUCUUCUGGCGGCAACAAGCCUGUAGGCCCCAAGGUCUCCAAGAACGGCUCGUGUGGUCAGAAUGGCGGCACUACCUGCCUUGGAUCUUCUUUCGGUAACUGCUGCAGUCAACAUGGUUACUGUGGUUCUAGCAAAAAUUACUGCGGCAAAGGAUGCAACCCAUUAUUUGGAAAAUGCGAUGGAUAUCAACCCGCUCAAUCCUCUACACCAGUCGUCGUCUCGUCAGCCCCCGUGGCCUCCCCAUCUUCAGCCAUACCUGUCUCCCACAACGCUCGAUGUGGCACUAAGAACAACGCUUCGCCUAAGGGUCAGACUUGCCGCGGUUCAUCGUUUGGAAACUGCUGCAGUCAAUACGGAUAUUGCGGUUCCUCCAAAGAUUACUGCAGAACCGGAUGCCAGUCCCAGUUUGGUCACUGUGAUGGUCAACCAGUAUCUUCUCCCAUCAGGUCCUCGGUUGUUUCGACUCCAGCUGCCUCUUCGCCUGCCAGCUCAUCUGCUAUUGUCUCAACUCCAGCUGCCUCGUCGUCUAUCAUUUCGUCUGUGGUCGCCUCUUCCGAUUCUUCAAGCACCAGCGUAGUUUCGACACCCGCUGUAAGCUCUAGCAUCGUGGUCCCGUCACCUACACUAGUGUCAUCGGAUGUUGCAUCUUCCGCUGUGCCAUCUUCUUCUGUCGAUUCCAGCUCGACCCCUGUAGUGUCGUCGUCUGCUAGCUCGGACAUUCCGUCAGUUGUCUCCUCCACACCUGUGGCAUCCCCAACCUGCACUCCCGCUCCCGACUUUCAGCCUUCCGGCACAUGCAACUACCCAGGAUUCCCAAGAAAUGCAAACGCAGCUGCCACUUAUCUCAUGACUCAAGGCACAACUCUGGAUGGUUGCAAACAGCUCUGCUUCAACUCAGAACCAUGCCAAUAUUUCGUCAUGCAGGGUAGUAGUUGCUAUCUUUACAACAGGCCAGUUAGCGGGAAUGGUGAUCUUGUUCCAGACUCAAGUGUUCGGCUGUAUGAGAGAUCCUGCUUCCCACCCCCAGGGGCGUGCUUCAGCGAGGGUCCUGCUUCUUCCAGUUCAACAGAGUAGCGGUAGAGCAACAACACCCGGUAGACUUCUUCGAGCGUAGAAAAUCAGGGAAUACGAGGUCGCUGGUGCAGCAUACUGCAAUAUGGUCAUUCACUCGGGGUAUUUGGGUAGCAAGUGGC